Messenger RNA from Liolophura sinensis, 2710 nucleotides. RefSeq lists its product as uncharacterized. Bases 1 to 429 code for a protein of 142 amino acids. The record is from RefSeq and is a predicted model, not a curated record. Lineage: Eukaryota; Metazoa; Mollusca; Polyplacophora; Chitonida; Chitonidae. The transcript has 4 exons.
AUGGCCAUUGGACCUUCAUCAUCCCAUAUAGGCCCAUUACUUUGUUUACAAGAUGAUUUAGUUUUAUUUAAGUAUUCACAUGUCACAUUAUACCUGUGUCUACAGCCUGACAGCCCUUAUGAGGGAGGAGUUUUCCAGCUGUCAAUCAACUUCCCAUCAGAUUACCCGUUUAAGCCCCCAAAGGUGUUGUUCACAACCCGGAUCUAUCACCCAAACAUUGACAGUUGUGGUGUUGUAAGUCUGGGAAUUCUGAAGGACAGGUGGUCACCGGCUAUCUCUAUAUCCAGAGUACUGCUGGAGAUUUGGUCACUACUCACAGAUGCUAACCCUGAUGACCCCUUAGUGCCAGACAUAGCCAUAGUGUACAAAACAGACAGGGCUCUGUACAAACACACAGCGCGGGAAUGGACCAAGAAGUAUGCUAACUGACACAAAGCUUUAACCUGCUAGAAGACCAGCAUUGCAACAGAUGUGCCAUAUUAAUUGUGUAUGUGUAACGCUGAAAGUUAGAUUGGUUCUGGCAUGCCAGGUUUUUAUUGGAUGGUUUUAUAUAAAUAUUUAUCAUUACCAAAGGUCAGGGGUCACUGUCAUAUUAUUAGGGCUGCUGUAAAGUAUUCAUACUCAUUGUUUAGCCCAGCGCCUUUUUAUGUAUGUAUGUCACAGUAGGUGUUGAAAGGUGUAGAUUUAAAAUUGUUUGUUAUACAAGGUAGAUCAGACAGUAGCAGCCUGUGAUAGAUUUCCCCGCAGGUUACAACUUGAAUUGUGAGUGGUAUCAGGUACAGUUGUCUAGCAAUUUGUUUGUGUAUACUAUAGCAUAAGUACUACUGAUGAGAGUUGCCUAAACCCACUGAGCCAAAACAAUAGUUUGUGCUGGAAGGUCAGCAGUUGCCUCCCUUACAUUAGUGGCAUCUGUUGAUAAUUGUGUUGUUCCUAGAAGGUGGUUUUGAAUUGCGUCAGGGUUGUUUUAUUUUACUGUUGACAAUCUUCUUCCACAGUUUGGUAUAUAUGGUGCUAGAACAAAUACAAUGUCUUGAGUGACCCAAAGGAGAAAGUACAACAAUUUUUUGGUUCUUUGUGGGAUUAAGAUAGAUCUGUUUUAAUCCCAGGACCUGGUUUCACAAAUUUUCUAAAGUUUAGUUCACUGGUGAAAUUAAUAGUUUUUUUCCCCGAACGUGGGGUGUUUCUUGGAUAGUCAAACACUACAUAAGUGUAGUGUUAUGUUCCUUAUUAAUGUGAAGAAAAACUUUAAGAUAUUUUGUGAAACCGUGUCCAGGUUCUGUGAAACCAAUAUACACCUUCCACUCUGUGCAUUAUAACCUGGCACUGUUUCACAGCACACGUAAUCAUAUAACUGGUCAUAUUUUGUAUGAACAGACCAUGUUGGAAUAUCGAUAACUGUAACACAGGUUAGCUGGACGUGAGCUCCACGUCCAACACAGAUGCUGAUUGUCAGGUGUGCACGAAUCUCAUACUCAUCAUGAUCUCAAUGUAGAAUAACAGAUUACCAGGGCAUUAAAGAAGGACCAAAUGCUACAUGAAUGUGUAAGGUGGGAAACCAUUCAGUCUUGUCACAAACCUCACUGAGAACAGAUAUGUAAGGCCACAGUCAUAAUAUUUAAAAAAUCACUUGUUUUUGGUACUGUUGUUAGUGUUAAUUCUCAGUCAAGAUGUUUAAUCAAAAAUAAUACAUGUAGUCCAAGCAUGUGUUUUUCUAACCAUUUGGGUUGGCAUAGCUAUUAAUAUUUAGUAAAGAGAGAAUACUGACGGUAUAGUAACGCUGCGUCUUCGCCAUUAUGCUAGGAAUAUUUUAGUGCCAUAAUAGUGAGUGUUCCUUGUGUGUAAGAAUCCAAGCUGUAAAACUGUUACUCAGCACAGGUCACAAAUGCAGUUGACUAUUUGACAAACUGUGUCUUAAUUAGUAGGCUUACAAUAUACUGAUGCAAAUAUCUUAAGUGAUAGAAAAAUAAAUAUUGUGUUUUAAAAUAAAGUAUGUAUGUUCUUGCUAAAUGUUUUCAUAUGAGAUUAUCUCAUUCCUAGGCUGACAGUGUUUUAACCAGGUUUCUCUUCAGUUAAUCAACAACAGGAUUUAUUUCACACCAAUUAAACAUUGCCAUGCAAUAAAAAGAAGAAGUCCCGUUAAAGUCAAUCUUUCGUACAAAGGAAUUGUGUUAUGUUCUUUAAAGAGAAACUUUUGAUAUAAUACUAUUUAGGACAUAAGCAGCAUCAUACCUUGUGUAUGAGCUGGUAUGGUUGUGUACUGAAAUGAUUAUGAAAUAUUGGCAGAUGUAACAUGCUUAAAAUGAUACUAGGGUUACAAUACAAAUAUACUCAAGAAGUACGGUACAUGGCAGAAUCAUACAAGUACAGUAAAUUUCAGAAUCAUACAAGUACCAUACAUGGCAGAAUCAUACAAGUACGGUACAUGGCAGAAUCAUACAAGUACCGUACAUGGCAGAAUCAUACAAGUACGGUACAUGGCAGAAUCAUACAAGUACGGUACAUGGCAGAAUCAUACAAGUACGGUACAUGGCAGAAUCAUACAAGUACGGUACAUGGCAGAAUCAUACAAGUACGGUACAUGGCAGAAUCAUACAAGUACGGUACAUGGCAGAAUCAUACAAGUACGGUACAUGGCAGAAUCAUACAAGUACCGUACAUGGCAGAAUCAUACAAGUACCGUACAUGGCAGAAUCAUACAAGUACAGUACAU